GUUGUCAUUUAAUCCCAAAUUGUUAUAUAUUCGCUUAAAACGUCUCUUUGAUGGAUCUUUAAUAUUGUGCAAAAAGGUAGGAGUCCGUUUACCGUCUGCGCAUGCGCAGAGUCUGCAUCAACAUCUCAGCUUGUUUGUGUGUUGGCGAUGCAGCCUCUGUGGCUGGUGGAUUCCUCAUUGCCUGGGCGUGAGGAAAGCUAUCCUCGCCUUCCCCUCAGAGAGAGACUUCUAGAGGCAUUGAGCCUUGGUAAAUACCGCCCCUACUACAUUUCCCAUCAGCCCCUUAACCACAGUCAUGAAGAGGAGGAGCGACGCAUUGAGAAUGUCCUCAGGGCACGCUCCCCCUCCCUCCCUGGCUCUCUACACAGAGCGAGAGAUGAACAGACGGAGGGGGGAGGGAGUGAGAGUGAUAGCGACCUGCUGUUCUUCUCUUUUGCCUCAUCCUCCUCCUGCCUGCUUCUUUCCUCGUCAUCAGAAAGUGAAAGCGCUUCACAGAUCAGUCAGGGUCGCUCGCGCAAACGAAAGCGCAUACACACACUCUGUAGCAGGCAUGGCCUGAGCUCUCACAGCGCUAUGGGCAACCAGGAUGCAAAGCCGAAGCGCUCGGCCCCCGCGGGAGAUGGAGAGAGCGCAGCGGACGAGUGCAGCCAUGCUGACGCCACAAAGAAAGGAUUUAACACCAAGAAAUCUCACGGCAAGCAUGGCAAGGGUGGAGACGGAGGGAAGAAGAAAGGCAAGUCCGAGUCCAAAUCCGUCUUCAGCAUCCGAAAGAGGAAAAAUCUAGCCAAGGUUAAGGGCCUGCUUAGUGGCUCGCGUGAAGAUGCUCUGGAUUCGCAGCACGACGAGCUGGACACCAAAACACCCGAGCUGUCGGCUGAUGAGCUCGGCCAAUCUGACACAGAGGACCAGAGACCCGUUCUUUCCGACAAUAACAGCAGGCAGGAGACGCCGGACGCUCCAGAGAAGAAGGCCAGCUCCGGCUCGGACACGGAUAUUUACAGCUUCCACUCUGCAGCUGAACACGAGGACCUGCUGGCUGACAUUCAGCUUGCCAUCAGACUCCAGCAGCAGGGAAAAGACUGGAAACAAAAUGGCAUCACUGAGUCUGAAAAUAAACAGCGCUACUACGCCAAAUCGGAGCCAAUUACCAUGCUGGAGACGCCACGCUGUCAGUCGAAUGGCCUGAACACGCACUCUGAACUUAAGAGCAAUACAGAUGAAAAAAAAGAUGUUGAGAACAAGGGAGAGAUGGAGAAGUGGGAGGAGGAGAUUGUUAACGGCAAGAUCGGUGCUUCCGACUCGUCCCUUUGUGCUGCAAUCACCGUAGCAACUGGGACAAAGGAGCCGGAGGCAGCGUGUGACACAGCCCCCUCUGUUGCUGAGGAGACAGUCGGAAGGGUGUUGAGUUUAGUCACCAAGACAACAAGUGAGGCCAGUAUUCCAGACUUCACAGCUUCAUUUGAGAGCGCAGUAGAGGCCACUGAGGAAGCGGAAGAAGGCGAUCUUCAAGAUCUCCAAGAGGAAGACUCUAGUUCAGACACUAAACGACCAGAGGUUGGCGCUUCAUUAUCAUCUCUGGACCUAGAAUGUGCAGGCGCUGAGGUUUUGCUCGCUGAGACUACAGUAGAGGACACAAAAGUAGAUGAAGUGCCCAUUGCAAGGAGGAGGAAGAGUAGUAUAUCACUCCCACAAUGGCUCCAGCAGGAGAGUCCUGUAGCCACACGGCAUGUGAAGCCCAACAUCCCAACAAUCAGCAGUCCAGCAGUAAAACCCUACCCUCCCAUCCACCCAUCAUACAUCAAAACCACCACGCGCCAACUUAGCUCACCUGUUUCUUCUCCCGUACCCUCACCCUCACACAGCCCACUCUGCCCGCGCCGCUCCCAUGAGGCUCCGCCUACCACCAACACCAUCGCUGUCGCUCGGGCAGGACGACGGCACCCCAAACGGCAACGAUCUUACAGCAUCACUGGACCCAUCAGUCGCUCCGCAGACUGGACCGAAGAGCUUCGUCCCCUUCCAUCCAAAACCGGCUCGGAGGACUUCCUCGAGUAUGGCGGCUCAGAAGGGACGCUUCGGACAGGACAGACUACACUUGAGAUCGGGCGAAGGGCUUCAGCUGGACAAGUGUCUACGGGCAGCUUUCAGGAUGUGUUCACAGGACGUACUCUGUUGGAGAGGUUAUUCCAGCAGCAGGAGAAGUCUGAGUGUGAAGAAGAGGCAGAGAAGCUGUGUUCUCGAAUCCUGGCCAUGGGGCUCCUCCUGCCCUUCGGCGACUGUUUCGGAGAGCAGUACGAAGGCAGUACCACCCAAGACACCCCACAGUUCAGCCAAAAUCAGCUGUAUACCUGGGCUCCAGUGAGUCAGCCCCCUCUGUCACUGGAUCACUUUGAGGGGCAUUUACCAGGUCACAUCAAGUCCCUGUGGCCUCCACCUCGUCCCGAAACUGAUGAAAAACCCGGUCUGAAGUACACUGAGGCAGAACACCAAGCUGUUGUAUUGGGGCUGAAGAAACAAAAGCAGGAGGAAAUCCAGGAGAUUAAGGAAGAGUCCAUGCUGAACACUGUGCGCCUGAAGCAGGAGCACGUGACCGUGAUUCAGCAGCUGGAGCAGACGAUCGAGGACCUGCGCAGCAAGAUUGCCGAGUUGGAGAGGCAGCAACACCCCCUGCAGGACCAUGAUGUCAGUACACAGGAGCAGGAGUGUGGUGCAGACGAGUGUCUUUUUCCGGACGUGUGCCAUGUGGACCUACAGACGGAGACCUGUGCUCUCCUCGCGUUAGAGGCCAAAUCAGUGCAGACUUCUCCUACAUAUGAGAGCUUUACUUUCAAAGUGCCUUCUUCAGAGCAGGGCAGCUCUGAGCAUCCUCUGCCCACACGGAGUGAGCCGUUGUCGGGAGCGGCUUCAGAAUCUCAGCCAGCAGGGACUAGUUCUCCUAAAGCAGAACAAUUUGUGUGUACGUGCCAUCAGCAACAAUGGCCUCCACCUCCACCCCCAUUGCCUGGUUUAGCUGUCCUGCCUCCACCUCCCCCUGCACAAUCGGAGCUCUCUGUUCCCCAAUCCCUUUCUGCUAUGACACUACCUCCAGCACCACCACCACCUCCACCUUUACCUGGCCAAACUUUAUUAUAUCCACCACCACCACCUCCUCCUCCACUACCAGGAUCAGAUUUUGCACCUCCUCCACCUUUGCCUGGGCAAGCUGCAAUGCUGCCACCUCCUCCACCUUUACCUGGAACAUGUGCCCCGCCUCCUCCUCCACCUUUACCUGGAACAUGUGCCCCGCCUCCUCCUCCACCUUUACCUGGAACAUGUGCCCCGCCUCCUCCUCCACCUUUACCUGGAGCAGGUGCCCCGCCGCCUCCUCCACCUUUACCUGGAGCAGGUGCCCCGCCUCCUCCUCCACCUUUACCUGGAGCAGGUGCCCCGCCUCCUCCUCCACCUUUACCUGGAGCAGGUGCCCCGCCUCCUCCUCCACCUUUACCUGGAGCAGGUGCCCCACCUCCUCCUCCACCUCCUCCAGGAACUCCAGCUCCCCCACUGCCCCCAGGUGCCUGUAACCUCCCUCUCCCCAGCAGUUUGGGAUCUCUGCCUCCUCCGCUUCCUUUUGGACUGUAUGCUCUAGGUGCAGCCCAGGAGAAGUCUCCUCGAAAAGGACUGGUGGAGCCGCCACACCCAAUGAAGCCCCUCUACUGGACUCGCAUCCAACUCCAUGCCAGAAAAGAAGUGAACCCUCUGAUUUGGGAGAAGAUUGAAGAGCCCUCAGUGGAUUUUGAGGAGUUUGUGGACCUUUUCUCCAAAACUGCAGUGAAGGAAAAGAAAAAGCCCCUGUCGGACACCAUCACUAGGUCUAAGACCAAACAGGUCGUCAAGCUGUUAAACAAUAAGCGCUCUCAGGCCGUGGGGAUUCUCAUGUCCAGUCUCCACCUCGACAUGAAGGACAUCCAGCAUUCUGUACUGAACAUGGACAACACCGUGGUGGACCUCGAGACGUUACAAGCUCUGUAUGAGAACAGAGCACAGGCAGACGAGGUGGAGAAGAUCGAGAAGCACAUCAAAUCAACCAAGGAGAAGGAUGGAGCCAAACCUCUGGACAAACCUGAACAGUUCCUGCUCCAGCUCUCACAAAUUCCUGAGUUUUCAGGAAGGGUCUUCUGUAUCCUGUUUCAGUCCACGUUUUCCGAGUGCAUUUCCUCCAUCCAGCGCAAACUGGAAAUUCUGCAGAAAGGGUGUAAGACUCUGCAAAGUGGUUCUGGUGUGUUGCGGGUUCUGGGACUGGUUCUGGCUUUUGGAAACUACAUGAACGGAGGAAACCGAACCAGAGGACAAGCAGACGGGUUUGCGCUGGACAUCCUGCCCAAGCUCAAGGACGUCAAAAGCAGCGACAACAGCAGAAGUCUUCUGUCUUACAUUGUUGCUUACUACCUGCGACACUUUGAUGAGGACGCUGGCCGGGAGACUUGUGUGUAUCCUCUGCCUGAGCCACAUGACCUGUUCCAGGCGUCUCAGAUGAAGUUUGAGGAUUUUAAUAAAGAUCUUUUGAAGCUGCGAAAGGACCUACGAGCAUGCACUGCAGAAGUGGAGAAGGUCUGUAGUGUCUCCUCUGAAGAGCACCUGCAGCCCUUUAAGGAUGAAAUGGACCAGUUUCUGAGUCGAGCUAAACAAGAACUGGAGGCGCAGGAAACGCAGCAAAAAGAAACUCACAAAAUGUUCCUGGAGUUGACCGUGUCAUUCUCCGUGAAGCCCAAGAGUGGCGAGAAAGAGGUUUCGGCCCACACGUUCUUCUCCGUGUGGCACGAGUUCUCCACUGACUUCAAAGACCUGUGGAAGAAAGAGAACAAGCUAAUCUUGCAGGAAAGGUUAAAAGCAGCAGAGGAAUGUUUUAGACAAGCCAAGGAAAAAGCCACAUACAGUGUCAAACCCAAGCAUGCCUCUGGAAUAAAAGCGAAGCUGGGCAUGAAGAUCUAACAAGCUGGACUUUUUAAUCCUAAAAAUGAAAUAAACGUUCUUACAGAUCCGUUAAGAGGUAGAGUGCAUGGACUGCAGACACGGGCUAUAUUCUGUAUUAAAAUUUAAUCCAUCUGUAUCUCACACACACGCACACAAACAUCCUUGUGAGUAAUGUAGCAGCCCUCAAACAUUUAUCUGCAACAUGCAUACAGGAAGCGUGUCAUAUGCUCCCGUCCUUUCAGAGUGUGUGUUCGUGGGUGAAUCGCUGUGUAUGUAAACCGGAGGAAAAAGACAUGAAGUAUUUGCUACCAGUGAUGAAAACAAAAAGAAAUGAACCUUGAUAAAGGGGUGAUGUGUGUAAAUUUCCCUCAGCUUGUUUAAACUGCAGUAUUUUCUCUAAACCGAUCUUGCAUUGUCGUGGAUCACCAGCAGUAUGAUGACCCCCAAAAGCUCUGUUUUGUUUCUAGCCCAGUUUCACAGAUAAAAAAUGAAAGCAGUGAUUUUUCUGUCAUCAGUGUUAUGCUGUAAGAAAAAAAAUCAACACAGUUUAAGUACUUUACUGUGCUGAAGCUGUAUUUAGUUCCUUUAUCAAGAAUAAUGGCAACAGUAACUAGACGUUACAUGUCCGUACAAGUGGCUUAAACAGAGCUCCGAAAAGGACUGCACAGGAUCUGGGAGCUCAAACGAAUGGACACGCUAACGAAGACUAUCAGGAAGCAGUAGGACACCUGAGGGAUGCGUGUUCACGUGAACAAUAGCAAAGUCGGCCUUAGAGACGAUCAGGUACAUGCAUUGUUCUUCCUCCUUCAGCACCAGAGGUAUUACAAUUUCAGCUGAAGCCGUGGAGCUGUAUUCUGUCUGUGUUUAACCCACGCUACAGGAUCAUGGCAGAAAAAUGUUUAAUAGGGAUUACUUAUUUUUUAAAUGGCAACGUACAAGACUUGCUUAAAAUGUAUUUAAAAAUGCCAUUAUUUUAUCUAAUGUAAAGUAGUAUUAGCAUCUUUAUGUAAUAUAAAUCUUGUGUAUAAUUUUUAUAACUAUAUUUUUUCUGUCUCAGCAUGUAUGUGUUCAGUGUCGAUAUCACUCUGGUUCAGGAGAAAUGAAGGUCUGCACACGUGCAAUAACUAUCUUAUUGUUUGGGUAUUGUU
Molecule: messenger RNA, 6098 nt
Organism: Tachysurus vachellii
Lineage: Eukaryota; Metazoa; Chordata; Actinopteri; Siluriformes; Bagridae
Gene: fmn2b
Product: formin 2b
Exons: 19
Coding region: 148-4968 (1606 amino acids)
Biological process (GO): intracellular transport
Cellular component (GO): nucleus; endoplasmic reticulum membrane; cytoplasm
Source: RefSeq, a predicted model, not a curated record